AAAAGGCAUUGGGAGGCGUGCGGUCUGUCAACAGCGCUCCAACAAACACAGCACCACACAUCUGCAGCUGUGAAGGGACGAAGACCCCACAGAAACCAGCCGGGACAAAAGACAACUUGUCGUUGUGUAGUUUUUUUUGUUUUGUUUUGUUUUUUUCCUAUUAUGGCCGACCAUCAUUUACAUUAUAAUGACUCGGCGGGCGUUGGGAACCGAUUCGCCCGUAAAGGUGCUUUGCGGCAGAAAAAUGUCCAUGAAGUGAAAAAUCAUAAAUUUACAGCAAGAUUUUUCAAGCAGCCGACGUUCUGCAGCCACUGUACAGACUUCAUAUGGGGGUUUGGAAAACAAGGAUUUCAAUGCCAAGUGUGCUGUUUUGUGGUUCACAAACGGUGCCAUGAGUUUGUCAGCUUCUCCUGUCCUGGAGCCGACAAGGGCCCUGACACAGACGACCCCAGAAGCAAACACAAGUUCAAGAUUCACACAUAUGGCAGUCCCACCUUCUGCGACCACUGUGGCUCUCUGCUGUACGGACUCAUCCACCAAGGGAUGAAAUGCGACACCUGUGACAUGAAUGUGCAUAAGCAGUGUGUGGUCAAUGUGCCAAGUCUGUGUGGGACGGAUCACACGGAGCGUCGGGGUCGCCUCUUCCUCAAGAUCGAGGUCGGCGGAGACAGGCUACAUAUCACAGUGGGUGAAGCCAGGAACCUGAUCCCUAUGGAUCCAAAUGGGUUAUCAGACCCGUAUGUUAAACUCAAGCUCAUCCCAGACCCAAAGAACGAGACCAAACAAAAGACCAGGACCAUCCGUUCCUCUCUGAACCCCUGCUGGAAUGAGUCAUUCACCUUUAAGCUGAAAGCAUCAGACAAAGACCGCCGUCUGUCCAUCGAGGUCUGGGACUGGGAUCGAACCACCAGGAACGACUUUAUGGGCUCCAUGUCGUUUGGAGUAUCUGAGCUGAUCAAAGCUACCACCUGUGGAUGGUACAAACUACUGAACCAGGAGGAGGGGGAGUAUUACAACGUCCCCAUCCCUGAGGUGGAUGACCUCGAGCUCCGGCAGAAGUUUGAGGCCUGCCAGUUAAAUAUCCACUAUCUCAAGAAAGCCAAGAUGGGCCACGGUAAGAAAGUGAUCACCCCAACAGACCACCGGCGGUUCAGCCUGCCUUCAGGUAACAUGGACAGGGUCCGACUCAGCGACUUUAACUUCCUGGCUCUGUUGGGGAAAGGCAGCUUUGGAAAGGUAAUGUUGGCAGAAAUGAAAUCAACUGAGUCGCUGUACGCCAUCAAGAUCCUGAAGAAAGACGUUGUGAUCCAGGAUGAUGAUGUUGAAUGUACGAUGGUGGAGAAGAGGGUGUUGGCCCAGCGGGACAAGCCACCUUUCCUCACACAGCUGCACUCCUGCUUCCAGACUGUGGAUCGACUCUACUUUGUGAUGGAGUACAUCAACGGAGGAGACCUCAUGUAUCAUAUCCAGCGUAUGGGCAAGUUCAAGGAACCACAGGCAGUAUUCUAUGCUGCAGAGAUCGCUGUUGGUCUGUUUUUCCUGCAUCGAAAGGGAAUCAUCUACAGGGAUUUGAAGCUUGACAACGUCAUGCUGGACUCUGAAGGCCACAUUAAGAUAGCCGACUUUGGAAUGUGUAAAGAAAACAUGUAUGAAGGCAUGACCACACGCACCUUCUGCGGCACCCCGGACUACAUCGCACCAGAGAUUAUAGCAUACCAGCCCUAUGGGAAAUCUGUGGAUUGGUGGGCUUAUGGAGUUCUUCUGUAUGAGAUGUUGGCAGGACAGCCUCCGUUUGAUGGUGAAGAUGAAGAUGAACUCUUCCAAUCGAUCAUGGAGCACAACGUGUCAUACCCGAAGUCCAUGUCUAAAGAAGCUGUGUCCAUCUGCAAAGGACUGAUGACCAAGCACCCGUCCAAGCGUCUCGGCUGUGGCCCAGAAGGUGAGAGGGACAUCAAGGAGCAGGCCUUCUUCAGACGCAUCGACUGGGAUCGCCUGGCCUCCAGAGAGAUCCAACCGCCAUUUAAACCUAAAGUGUGUGGCAAAGGGGCGGAAAACUUUGACAAGUUCUUCACGCGUACCCAGCCUGUGCUGACCCCUCCAGACCAGCUUGUGAUCGCCAACAUCGACCAGAACGAAUUUGCUGGCUUCUCCUACAUCAACCCUCAGUUCGUCCCUCCAUCGCAGCACAGUGUGGUAUGAGGAGAGAGCAGGGAGGCAGAGGAAGAAAAAACAGCUUGGAUUGUCAUUGAAAAUAGGAUCCUUCCAAAUCAACGUCCAUCCUCUACAUUGUUCACUUAACCACUUAUCUAUAUUUAUGUACAGAGAUGAUUGACAGCAAUGUUAAACAUUUUUGUGGGUGUGUGAGCACAAUCUGAACACUACAGCCAGAGAAAACAUACACAACAUCAAUAUUUGAGUAUUUUUUCCCCUCACACAGCUCAUACAUCUCAUGUUAUUUUCUUUAAUCUGAAUCUGUAUCGUCACCUCUUCAAACCUGCAGCCUUUUUCCUGCUCUGUGCAAUUAUGUUUAUCAGUUAUUAUCUCAUUAGGUAUCAGUGUAAAGAUGUUUAAACACUCUUUCUCAUCCCUCUCAUGUUCCCCCUUCUUACUACGCAACAAGCUGCAAUGCAUGAUGAGAACAGAACGUGUUUUUCUGCUCUGUCCCGGCUUUGUCUACUUCUGAACUGCUACACCUGUAUAUUAUAUUUCUACACGAAAAAAAAAAACAAGUAGUACACCGUCACAUGAGUGCCAAAGUAGAAGUGGAAGAAAGCAUCUGUUUUGCGGUUCUUUUGUCCUUGUAAUGUUUCCCUCUAUCUUGGCUUGAGUCGUCUUUCCAAGCAACACAGUGCAAACCCCAAAUGGGACCGUUUCUAUAUCAGGAUGUCUUGUCUUACACAGAGCUACAGAAGCACAUAUUGCUUGCGGUAACAGCCUGUCUUGGCCUUUUCACUGCAGUGUAUGUUGCGUACGGUGGGUGGAUGCAGAGUAAAUACAAGUAUAUAGGGUCAGAAAACUGUGGAUCAAAGAGAUUGUGUUUUGAUUCAACUAUAAAGAUGCUAUUUCCAUAUGCACAAAGCAGUUCUCUGUUGCAUGCUUAUUUUCUGACUCUGUAUGAGCAGUAGACUCUAGGAUGCAGUACAUGUCUGGUAUCAAUGUAAAGUUUAGUAUUAUGAUAUAAACUAUGUUAAUAUAUACUUGUUGUAUGUUUUGAAGAGUCUUAUUCUGAAAAGUUUAUCACUUCUUUCUAAUUGCCGAGGGAAAAGGGUUCUGUUCCUGUUUUACGUUCCGCUUAUUGAAACUUUUAUGUCCAGACAGAUGUUUACCCUCUACAGUAUGUCAACCGUUUUGUAAAUAGAAAAGAGAAGUUACUUGCAGAUUUUAUACAAUGAACUGAAUGUGCUUUUACUACCUUAGACAGUUUGGACAUUUCUAUGUUUAGAUUUCCCCAAAAAGAGACAUUAUGUUUGGCUGAAUCUUUGGUAGCUUUGGUAUCAGCAAACCUUGUUAUAUGUAUUUCCACUAUUUACCCUUUGUUUUCUACUACUCUGUGUCAUAGAGAAUAUGCAGCACCACCUGUGUGUAAUGUGAUCGAUGCCCUUUUGCCUUGGUCUUCUCAGGGCUCACUCCUUCUGUAACAAACCGAACUCAAAACCAACUGAGGAUUUCCCAGCGGUCUGUGGCUGAAACGUGUCUUUUCUUCUAUGCGUAUAUCGUGUGCAUGCGUGAGGCCAGGCCUGAUCUAAGCAUGAGAAAGACCUUUGCAUGAUACACAGAUCCCCCUAGUGUGGAGCAUGGAGUUUCCCACUUUGUUGUAGUGGGAUGAGGCAAACCCGUCCGGCGAGCGUUGUGUGCUUUUCUGCUCUUCAUCUCUUCCUACUCGCUGUCAUGUAGCUCACCCAGUUUAAGUCCUGUUUGGCUAAAAAAAAAAAAAAAAAGCUGAAUUAUUAACUGUCAAAAAAA
Molecule: messenger RNA, 3963 nt
Organism: Sphaeramia orbicularis (orbiculate cardinalfish)
Lineage: Eukaryota; Metazoa; Chordata; Actinopteri; Kurtiformes; Apogonidae
Gene: prkcab
Product: protein kinase C, alpha, b
Exons: 18
Coding region: 163-2199 (678 amino acids)
Biological process (GO): protein phosphorylation
Molecular function (GO): diacylglycerol-dependent serine/threonine kinase activity; ATP binding; zinc ion binding
Source: RefSeq, a predicted model, not a curated record